AUGGCGCUGACUGCAUGGCUCAUGCAAGCGGAACCGAACCGCAAACUGAUAACAGAGCCCAUCAAGAUAGGGCCUCACCGCUUGACCUCUGAUUAUUCCAGGGGACUUCAAGGUACUCCGGCUUUGGAGAGGGCGACUAUACUAGAGGUGGAUUCUGAGACCCCGGAAGAAUGGACGACUGUGACGCACCCGAGACUUCAUGGAAACUUUUCGGAGACUCGCACCCAAUACCGGCAGAAUGAGAAUGAUUUGGACAGGGUUCUUCUCGCCAGGAGCUUCCGGCGACUCGCCAACGACAAGACGACGUUUUCUCAUCAUCCGUCGCUUCCUCAUCAUACGCCGCCUCAUCACGAUCACGAUCACGAAAGAAAGUCUCAGCAGCCUUCACAACUGGCAGGGCAACCAGAAGGGGCCAAGGCGACUAUCGCCGGAUCUGCCCCGAUUGCCCCGGUUCGAACAAUUCUUGGCGGUAUGACGGCUACUGUGCGCUGUGUCACAUGA
Molecule: messenger RNA, 501 nt
Organism: Neoarthrinium moseri
Lineage: Eukaryota; Fungi; Ascomycota; Sordariomycetes; Amphisphaeriales; Apiosporaceae
Exons: 3
Coding region: 1-501 (166 amino acids)
Source: RefSeq, a predicted model, not a curated record